Molecule: messenger RNA, 822 nt
Organism: Erythranthe guttata (spotted monkey flower)
Lineage: Eukaryota; Viridiplantae; Streptophyta; Magnoliopsida; Lamiales; Phrymaceae
Source: RefSeq, a predicted model, not a curated record
AUGGUCCCUUCUCCGAUAUGCAUGCGAUGCGGUGCUGAUGUUGAAACUUUUUUGCAUGUGCUGCAAGAGUGUAACCAGAUGGGGAAGGUUUGGAGUUCGCCGUUCUUCAAUCUUCGACCCAUGCGGCCACAAAGCUCGAUGUGGAACUGGAUUAGUCAUGCGAGGGCCUUUCUCCAGCGGGACAAGUUCCUCUUGGCACUUAUUAUUGCGUGGAAGGUCUGGGACGUAAGGAACAAAUUAAUGCAUGGCGAAGAGGCUAUGGAAGCGGAAUAUCUCAUCAAUCGGGGUCAAUCUUUUCUUAUCGAGUUCCAAAAGGCGAUGGUCUUGAUACCGAAAAUUCAAACGAGAUCCCUCUCAACGGCGUGGAGUCCUCCUCCUGAGGGCUGGAUUAAAAUCAACGUCGACGCAGCUUUGCCGAAAGGGAUGGUCUAUUACUCAGUUGCUAUGGUCGCACGUGAUUGGCGAGGUGGGUGUUGCAGAUGGGCGGUUCGUCGAUUUCCGGGGCAACCACAGUCGGUCGAAUGCGAGGCACAUGCAGUUUUUGAGGCAAUUUCUUGGGCAAGGACCAUUGACUGGAUCUCGAUAAUUAUCGAAGGAGAUUGCUUGCAGGUUAUUACUUCCCUCGAAGAAGGCGAGUCAUCAUUGUCGUCGUUCGGAGCUUAUAUCGAUGAAUGUUUGGCUAUAGCAGGUUCCUUUGUAUUUUGCGAUUUCUUGUUUGUUAAGCGUAGUGGAAACCAAUUGGCGCAUUUGUUCGCCACGAACAUUAGUUUAAGUUGCAGUGAUGGAACUCAUAUUCCUCAUAAUUUGGCUAUUAAUGUCUAA